ACUCCCGCAAUUUGGGACUUUGCCCAGAUGAAGACAACUCUUCAAUCAUCAAGAUUAACCAAAGAGUUUCUCACCAAUCUGCCUCUGGCUUCUGUUAUUCUGCCUUACUAUGGAUAUGCAGAUGAAUGCAGGGGGCUUAUGACUCAGCUAAGAAGCGCUUCCAGAAGUCUUUGGAACCUAAACAGACAUAUUUUGCUGAGGAACUACCCUGGCGAAGACGAUGAGGUAAGGCUUAUACUGAAAAAGAAGACCUUAAAAAUUUGGAUUACAUUUAAUAAGAAUUUUUGAACAAGCAAAGAGCACGUCUUAGACACUCAACGAUUCAUGAUGAGUGAAUUUUCUAAGUUGUAUCAACUUGAAUUCAAAGUAUUUGAAAUUGAACUAGUUGAUCAGAAGUAUCUAGAUAUCAUUUUUAAAGGAGCUGACAUGCAGACUAAGAUUCAAAUGUUGGCAUUAUUGUGGUCCUAUAAAAUUUGAUUACCCUGUAAUUUUCAAUAAUAUGCAGAAAAUAGCAAAGAUGCUUCAAAAGAAAUUCGAAGUCUAUGAACUUGAAGGCUGAAAAUAUUUUGUCCCUCCUAAAAUAUUUUAUAAGAUAGAAAAUUGCCAGCUGUUCCAAACUUGGGAUUCAGAGGGAACGACUAUUUGGAGAAGUUAUCCAAUUUGAAGAAAUGAAGAUACUUGGAUGAUGGAAGACCAAAAGUGAUAUUGACUAAAGAGAUCACAAAUUAUGAAGUACCUGGAGACCACACCAAUUGAACAAGUAUUCCAAAACAUUCUUUCUUCUGUUUUAGAGAUCAAAGUAUUCAACAAUGGACUUUCAAAGACACUAAAGCUCUGGUCUAAGUACCUUCAAGCCCGAAAUUGUAGGCUCAAGACAGUAAGGCUCUUUCUUUCUUUAUGGCGAUAUUGUGAACCAAGAGAGGAAAGUGACUCAUUGUUUGAGCCCCUAGUUCCAUUUGCUCAGAGCUGCAUACAAAGUGGCCUUAGCUUACAAGUUACAGAUAGUUUUGAGGCUAACUGAGACACACCGCUUCAGGCUAACCUAUGUUAUUGGAUUAUCAAAGAUCAAGCUUUGGUCAUGAAGAAGUUCGAAGAGCAUUAUCGAGGUUGGCAUUUUGCCAACAAAGAAUGAUUAGUGUUUGAUAAAGAGAAAGUCAGAUUUAGUAGCGAAAUUAUUGAUGUUAUUAUCCUUCGCUUUAGUCUCUUCAUUUGUGCGCUUUAUUAAGUCUUGAUUGUUCAUAUUUUGAAAUGUUCCUGAUUAUGAUAUCGAUAGCUUCUUUGACAAAUCUUGACAAAAUUUUUAUUCUAGUAGAAGCCUCUAUCUCUUAGAGCUUCUUUCAUACGAGCAUCUUUCCUAUGGAUUAGGUAAAAUUUAUUAUUCUUUGAGGCUCUUCUGUAUAUAUCUUCCUUUGAGUAAUUCCAAAGACUACUUCCACAGGAGCUAAAUGAGGUAAGUAUGGAGGUAGACUUAGCAUUUGCAUUUUUAUUAAUGUUGGCCUUCUCCUACUUCUCUUUGUCAAGUGUAGAUAAGUGUUACCGACUAUCAUUCUAACAGGUUCCUCAUAACCUACUUUGAAAACUCUUCAGUAUUUCGAUAGAAUCAAGAGAAAGCAACAAAAAAUGUUGGAUCUGUUACUUCCAUCUAUAACAAUUCUUAUUAAGAGCCUAUUGGAAGCUAAGCCAGACAUAAAAGAAGCCUUCUCUCCUCAAGUCUGGUUGAUGAAAGGCUGGGACUUCUCUAAUGGUAGCCAGGAGUAAUGAGUCUAUACAAAUCUAUUGAAGAAGCAUUCAUUAACAUUCACUGCUCAGUGUCAAUUUCUCAAUGCCCCAGCAUCUUUAAUCAGAAGAGGCUCUGUCAGAAGAUUGAUCGAGAAUUCUUGUUUAUUAAUGAUCUAUUUCCUUAUCUUUUGAAGUAGUAUUUCAAAAAGUUCUUAUUUUAUUGUACGAAGUGGUCCCAAAAGCUAUCUUCAACUAUUUUUAAAUUACUCUGAUUGCUAUUGGAAACUUUGGAGGUUCAGCUAAGAUCCUGCUCAUAACAUGUUCUGUAGCUAUCAAGCCUUGGUUCUCAUUCCUACUCUCUAAAUAGUCUGGUUACUUCUCAUCUAACUCUUUUUGUUUCUUUUGCAAGUCUGAUAAAUGUUGAAGAAGCAAUCUUCAGAACUUGGCUGAUCUUGACUUCAACCGUUGCUCCAAAAGAAAAUUUUAUCAGAAAUGUUAGAUUUCACCUGGGAAAUCUUCGUUCAGGAAUUGGCUGUUAUGACAGAGCUUGAUAGAUUCUAAUAAUUUCUGAUAGCUUACAGAAGGUAUAAAAGAAGGAUUGGAGCUUAUAAUUUUAGACUUCCUUGGUUUAAAAAUAAUCGAAACCAUAUGUAAAUGGAAUUCAAAGAAGUUAGCCCAAAUGAGGUGGAACAAAAGCGCAAUUGAAGCCUGAGAUUUACAAACCACUGACUAUCAAAGAAGAGUUAUAUCUCCCUCCUCAAGAGCAAGCACCUAUGGAAUUCAUCAGUGACAUCUGAUUUGAUCAGCGAGAAGGUAGUCAAUUUCUGUCUAAGAUGUCUUGAAUAGCAGCAUAGGCUAUAAAGCAUCAAACUUGAAUGUCUGUAGUAUUCCCCACAUUUCAGGCUUAAGGUCAGAGGAUUUGGUGGGGUUCAUCAUUGAGGAGAGUGAUGGUGAAGGAUACCUGCCUUCCAAUUGUCGGAAAUGCAUUCCAAACUGCAUUUUCCUUAGAAAUUUAUGUAUGCCCUUUGUUUCUACUAGCUUCAGUAAGCUACUUACUAGAUCCAGAUGAGCUUCAAGGAAAAUGAAGAGGAUCUUGAAUGCAAGAGAAGCAAGACUUUUAAAGAAAAUAAACCUCAGCAUUAAUAUUUCGUCUGAUAUUGCAGGUUACUCAAGCCUUAUCGGAUGGUAUCAAGCAUGAUGAUAAAGCCAUUUCAUGCUUAAUGAGCAAAGGCAAAAGCCGUAAGUGACUCAGAAAACACUAAAAAAAAGAGAAUAGCUUAGAAAUUAAAGGAUAAGGGCUCGAGUUAUCUGCAAAGAGUUCGAAAUUGAAAAAUAGAACUAGAAAAGCUGGCCGACAUAAUAGAAGAAAAGAGAAGCACAUUAAUGAUCUAAUUAAAGAUAGCCAACUCGUCAAAAGCUUUAUUC
Moneuplotes crassus is the source of this 3144-nucleotide messenger RNA. NCBI's taxonomy places the organism in Eukaryota, Ciliophora, Spirotrichea, Euplotida, Euplotidae. The record is from the annotation of a GenBank genome assembly.